Emericellopsis cladophorae is the source of this 1254-nucleotide messenger RNA. Its product is annotated as Fumarylacetoacetase-like protein. NCBI's taxonomy places the organism in Eukaryota, Fungi, Ascomycota, Sordariomycetes, Hypocreales, Bionectriaceae. Gene Ontology annotation, biological process: L-tyrosine catabolic process; homogentisate catabolic process; L-phenylalanine catabolic process. The record is from RefSeq and is a predicted model, not a curated record. Gene Ontology annotation, molecular function: fumarylacetoacetase activity. The transcript is spliced from 2 exons. Bases 1 to 1254 code for a protein of 417 amino acids.
AUGUCUUGGCUUGACAUUGCCCCCGACAGCCCCUUCUCGCUGGCCAAUCUGCCCUUUGGCAUCAUCAGCACCUCGGGGAACUCGACGCCUCGCGCCGCCGUUGCCAUUGGCACCUAUGCCUUUGACCUCUCGUCUUUCUCGCCCGCAUCCGCCCCCGCAAAGGUCAAGCAGUACUGGGAGGCCUUCUCGUCGCCUACGCUCAAUACAUUUGCUUCACUCGGCCGUCCGUUCCACCGAGAAGUGCGCGAAUAUCUUCAAACCGUGCUCAAGGAUGCUUCCAACAAGGAUGCGGUCCGCAAGUGCCUCGUGCUCCUCAGCGAGGUGACCAACCACCUGCCUCUCAAGAUCGGCGAUUACACAGACUUCUACGCCUCAACAAACCACGCCUACAACAUUGGCGUGCUGUUCCGUGGCCCAGACAAUGCCUUGCAGCCCAACUACAAGCACCUUCCUGUUGCUUACCACGGUCGCGCGUCAUCCGUCGUCGUGUCAGGCACGCCUAUCCGCCGUCCAUGGGGCCAGAUCCUCCUGGACCCCAAGGCCGAGCCCAAGGUCCCCACGUUCACGCCCUGCAAGCGUCUCGAUCUCGAGCUGGAGAUGGGCAUGUUCAUCUGCACGCCAAACAACCUCGGCGAGCCGGUCGACGUCCAGAACGCCGAGGAGCACAUCUUUGGCUAUGUCCUGAUGAACGACUGGAGCGCGCGUGACAUCCAGGCCUGGGAGUACGUGCCCUUGGGUCCGUUCACCAGCAAGAACUUGGGCACCAGCAUCUCGCCAUGGGUUGUCCUUGCGGACGCGGCCAUUCCACGCGCUGAAGGACUUCCGAACGAGAACCAGCUCGCCUCGUAUCUGCAAGAAGGCAAGAAGGCCAACAUGCUGGAUAUUUCGCUUGAGGUGGACCUCGUCACUGCCAAUGGCAAGAAGAAGACUAUUACAAAGACCUCGUCCAAGAACCUCCUCUGGUCGUGGCCCCAGAUGAUUGCGCACCACACCAUCACGGGCUGCAACCUGCAGCCCGGCGACUUGUUCGGCUCAGGCACCAUCUCAGGCACCGAGACCGGAACCGAGGGAUCCCUGUUGGAGCAGACCAAGGGUGGUAAGAUGGUCGUCAAUGUGGAGGAUGAGGAGCGCAAGUUCCUGUUGGACGGAGAUUCCAUCGUCAUCAGGGGCUGGGCUGGGAAGGACGGCGAAAGAAUCGGUUUCGGCGAGGUCGGGGGCCAGAUUCUUGCCCCCCUGGACUUGGGGAAGAAGUAA